AUGGAGGAUCCUGUAUGGUUCGCAUUACGCAACACUACCUAUGCGACCAGCCGUCGCUACUUGCUGGCAAAUAGCACGUCAAUCACCUUUCAGCAUGCUGAGGCCACGUCAUGGCUGCUGUUUUGCAACGCUCUUUCGGUCAUUGGAGAGAUGAUUGUCAGUCACUCGGGUAUGACUGCAAUUCAAGCCCUGACCAUCAUGACAUUUCAUGCUAUGGGACUCGCAGGACUGUGUGUUGAGUAUCCCAUGAUCAAGUAUGCAGUACAAUUGGCUCAUGCCAAGGAACUUCAACGUGAAUCAUUGGCAUCGUGGGGCUUGUCGUCUGCCGACUUGCUCACCAGAAACUGGCUCUGGUGGACAAUCUCCGUGAUAGACAAGCAGAUGUCGAUACAAAGCGGUCGUCCAUCAUCCAUCCUCGACGACGACAUAAGCACCCCAAUCCCAACCACGGCGCCGCCAGGAAGUUCUAUUGAUGUAAAAGUGGUGACGCUCAUUAUACGACACGCUCAAAUAUGUUUCCGGGUAAUGGACCGCAUCAUGCCAGUCAAAGCAUCCAAGCAAGGAUUUGACAGACCGUAUGAGACGAUUCGCGAUAUACAAGAGCAGCUUGAAGGGCUGUUGCAAGAUAUGCCUUCUUCCAUCGAUGGCAAUACCACAUCAUCUGCAGCACUGAGCGCCAAUUGA
Molecule: messenger RNA, 684 nt
Organism: Exophiala oligosperma
Lineage: Eukaryota; Fungi; Ascomycota; Eurotiomycetes; Chaetothyriales; Herpotrichiellaceae
Exons: 2
Coding region: 1-684 (227 amino acids)
Biological process (GO): DNA-templated transcription
Molecular function (GO): zinc ion binding; DNA binding
Source: RefSeq, a predicted model, not a curated record